GUCAGACGUUAGAACAGAUAGAAAAGUUGCACUUUAUAGCUGCUAAUCGCUGUUAUGAUUCGAAAUAACGGUUGAUGCUCUAUUUCGAUCCUACAUCUUUGGCCACCAUCUGAUCCAAUUGAUAUAUCACUCACAAAUUACGCACGGAUGAGGGAAGUUCGCGGGUAGAAUAGCCGGUAGAAUCAAACCUCACUCUUUAUAAGUUCUUCAAAAAUAUAUUCGAAGUGAUCGAAAUUGUAGUACAUACAGUGGUGUCGUUCGUAAUGCAUCUGAAAAGUUUAAUUUUUUAUUUAACUCUGAUCGUUUUAUCGAAACAGAGCUCUCAACAAGAUUACGAUGAUAGUACUGUGGAAGACAGUGACGAGGAGCUACCAAUCACUCCAAAACCUGUAGUAAGAAAAGGGGAAAUAUCCGAAAAGUCUACGAUUUACGAAACAACGAAAAUAUCAGCAGACAAAGGUAGUGAUGUCGUGCUGGAAUGUUCACCGGAAUAUGGAAAACAAGCUAAAUGGUUAGUUCAACCUACUUAUGGACUUUCCAUCACUACUACAUCAGAUGGAAUAUCGUCACUUUCGAUUUUAAAUGUAGCGCAUGAUCAUACGUACGAGUGCCGACGGUCUGAUAAUAUUGUGCGACGCUUUGUGCUGACUGUAAAUGGUCCAUAUGCGACCAUUGUAAGUCAUUCUGAUUUCGUUCGAAAUGGGACCAACGUUCCUUUUUCGUGCGUGGUACGAUCACUUCUCCCUGUAACCUCUGCUUACUUGCAAGUUAAUGGUGUAUUCACGACCGAAAAAUACGUUGCCAAUUGGGAGAGCAAAAGACGAAUUUGUGCGAAUAAUGACUACAACCGGACCGAUUGCUUUGAGGAAACAACAUUCCAAUUUAUUGUUUAUGUAACAGCCAAUGGAUUUUAUACUUGCGGGAAUGAAGAAGUGGAAUCGAUUGGUCAUACUGUGGAAGUUAUAGAAAAUGAACCGAUAAUUUAUGAGGCUACGAAAAUAUGUUCUCUAAGCUACGUCCAACAGAAGAUAGUUCAAUUCGCUAUCGAAGCAUUAGAAAAACAUGGUCUUACGCAUGAUGCAGCGACUGAUGUUCGUGAAAAAUGCAUGGAUGCAUUCAAGCGAUCUAAUGCAUGGAACUGCAUUAUGGGAAAAGAUAACUUCAAACAUUCGUUGUCUCCAGAUAUUAACGGGGACGAAUAUGCUUCGUUUAAAUUUUCACUUGGAUCGAUAUUCUUUGCUGUAUUUCGAACAAAUAAAUAGGUCAAAUAGUUGCUAAAUACAGGCCGAACGUCGUAAGAAUAAAAUAUCUUUUGGAUUUAAAUGGUUUACAAUAAAAAAUGAAUA
Bradysia coprophila is the source of this 1346-nucleotide messenger RNA. RefSeq lists its product as uncharacterized. Gene Ontology annotation, cellular component: dynein complex. The record is from RefSeq and is a predicted model, not a curated record. Lineage: Eukaryota; Metazoa; Arthropoda; Insecta; Diptera; Sciaridae. Gene Ontology annotation, biological process: microtubule-based process.